UUGUUUAAUUAUAGGAAAAAUCUACAAAAUUGAUAACAAUUUCUGUAGCAGCCUUCAUCUGUUAUUGUAACACUUUGAUGGGAUCUUUUGUUUUUGAUGAUAAUGAGGCUAUUGUGAAAAACAAAGAUGUGCUGCCGAAUACCCCUAUUCAAAACAUAUUCAGGAAUGAUUUUUGGGGUACAGAUAUCACUCUCAAUAGCAGUCACAAAUCUUACAGACCCCUAACUAUAUUGUCUUACAGAUUAAAUGUAUUGUAUUCUAAUAAUAAAUUGGAUGCUUUCCAAUUUCAUGCCACAAAUGUGAUUCUGUAUGGAUUAUUAUGUCUACUAACAGUACCAGUUUUUGAACUGUUUCUCAAAAAAUCUAAAUAUGCAACAAAUAUACACGACAUUGCAUACUACUCCAGUUUACUAUUCACUGUUCAUCCAAUACACACUGAAGCUGUUGCUGGACUAGUAGGAAGGGCUGAUAUAUUGAGUUCAGUACUUUUUUUUAUGGUCAUUUUACUAUACCAGAAGAUUCGCACUUCAAGAGGAGAGGCAGUCAUACUUUGGUAUAUUAUUACCGGACUUCUUACAUUUUGUGCUGUUCUAUGUAAAGAAACUGCCAUCUCAGUUUUGGGUAUUUUGAUAAUAUAUGAUAUUUAUCGUGAAAAAAGGAGAUCCAUUAUGUGGUAUCAGCUAUUUAAUUUUCCUUUAAUAUUACGAGCCUUGAAGUUGCUUGUUCUUGGAUUGGUAAUCAUGUUCUACCGUUUCAAAGUCAUGAAUUUUGAAGGUCCAAUAUUUACAAGUAUCGAUAAUCCAGCGGCUUAUGCUCAAAGUAUUUUUACUCGUGUUUUUACUCAUAAUUACAUAUAUUUGUUAAAUUUUUUGUUAUUAGUUUGGCCACAAUGGUUGUGUUUUGAUUGGUCAAUGGGAUGUAUACCACUAAUAGAAACAAUGUGUGAUAUCCGAGCGAUUAUUGUAAUGAUAAUGUGGUUUGUAGGACUGUAUGCAGUGUUUACGUUGCUGAGGAAAAAUUAUCAAAAUGAAAUUUUAGAUGCACGAAUAAUGGGUGUUUGUCUUAUUGUUCUACCAUUUUUACCUGCAGCAAAUUUGUUUUUUCCUGUGGGUUUCGUUAUAGCAGAAAGAACACUGUUAUUGCCUAGUGCAGGAUUUUGCCUUCUAGUCGUUAUAGGAUUGAAAAAAUUACAGAGAAAGGAUGAUAAUAAGAAGAUGUACCUGAUUUUGCUACACAUCUUACUCAUAAUAUUUACUUUUCAAACGAUUUUAAGGAACAUGAAUUGGCUCACAGAAGAAAAACUCUUUACGUCUGCUCUGGAAGUGUGUCCGUUGAAUGCAAAGGUUCAUUACAACGUAGCAAAAAUAGCAGCUGACAAUAACAAUAAAAUUUUGGCUAUUUACGAGUAUGAGAAAGCUAUUGAACUGUAUCCCAACUAUGAACAAGCAAUGAAUAACUUGGCUAAUCUACUAAGAGAAAACAAACAAUUCAAAGACGCAGAACUAUUACUGAGGAAAGCCAUAACUAUAAGGCCCAACUUUGCUGCAGCCUGGAUGAAUCUUGGAAUAGUACUGACGAAUUUAAAUAAACCAGAAGAGGCAGAACACUGUUACAAAAUGGCUAUUAAUCACCGAAACAAAUACCCUGACUGUUAUUACAAUUUGGGAAACUUGUAUUUAGAUUUGAAAAGACCGGAGGAAGCAUUGAAGGCAUGGGAAAUGACAUGUUGA
Molecule: messenger RNA, 1730 nt
Organism: Leptinotarsa decemlineata (Colorado potato beetle)
Lineage: Eukaryota; Metazoa; Arthropoda; Insecta; Coleoptera; Chrysomelidae
Gene: Tmtc4
Product: Transmembrane O-mannosyltransferase targeting cadherins 4
Biological process (GO): endoplasmic reticulum unfolded protein response; protein O-linked glycosylation via mannose
Cellular component (GO): endoplasmic reticulum
Molecular function (GO): protein binding; mannosyltransferase activity
Source: RefSeq, a predicted model, not a curated record